Messenger RNA from Penaeus monodon (black tiger shrimp), 2205 nucleotides. RefSeq lists its product as uncharacterized. Lineage: Eukaryota; Metazoa; Arthropoda; Malacostraca; Decapoda; Penaeidae. The transcript has 2 exons. The coding region runs from base 139 to 1866 and encodes 575 amino acids. The record is from RefSeq and is a predicted model, not a curated record.
UGCAGAAUUAUAUUUCCCACAGAAGUAUGCUUUCCUUAUUAAGUUCGUAUUAUCACGUGAAUAUAGUGUGACUGGAAGUUCUUUGUAUAUGGUUUGUAAUUAACUAGGGGAAUCAACUACACUCGGUGCAAGAGAAUAAUGGCACUCAACAGAGCGAAAGCAGACGUGACUGAAACGUUUUGGCCGAUCUUUCUCGGCGCCUCUUCCUUCCAGAGUACACCGUCAACCUUAUCAGCCAACACAUCCUUUGUGAUCACCGCAGUGGCGAUGAACCCUGAACUGGAGCAGUGGGUCCAGAGGAACAGCAUCCUCAUAAAGGAAGAAGAUCGCUUCAGCAUCCGGCAGCUCAAGACGAGGACGAAGCACGAAGACAAGGAGAACAAGGUGCGCGUGCUUGCCAUCGGUCCAGAGAAACAGCUGGAGGUGAAGUCCGUGCUGCUGCUGGGUGAGACGGGCGCAGGGAAGACCCUCUUCCUCAACGCCUUCCUCAACAGGCUGUUUGGCGUCACUGCGGGAGACAAGACUCGGCUCCAACUGAAAGACCAGAUGGACAGAAAGGAUAAGAAGACCACGCAGAGUCAGACGGACUACACCACGGCCUACAUCAUCUACCACCAAGAAGGCAUGUCAGGCCCUUAUAACUACAUGAUCAUUGACACCCCAGGCCUGGGCGACACGGAAGGCACGGAGAAAGACAAAAUCAAUGAGCAAUGUCUGAGGUUUUACUUGACUGAUGAAAAGUGGAUUAGUCACAUCAACAGUGUCGGAUUGGUCUGGAAGGGAAGUGAACACAGAUAUGACGAGAGGAAGAGAGAAAUACUCAAUCGAAUCAAGCAGCUCUUAGGCUUCGACAUCAAGCCUUUCACAGAUAUAUUGCUUACAUUUACAACAGAUAGAGCAGUGGAUGCUGUUAAGGUUGUAGAGGCAUCAGGGAUAGGAUACAACCAAGUGUUCAACUUUGAUAACAAACCUCUUUAUGAAUGCCCUGCUAUGAAGACAAGGGAAGAUCAGAUGCACAGGCUGAUGUGGCUCUUCAUGGAAGAGAGUCAUGGCCUAUUUCUAGAAGAGCUCAAUAGGAGGGAGGGCGUCAACCUCAAAAUUACUGCCAGAUUAAUCCUCACUCAGAUGAGACUCGAAGACUUGCAGCGUCAACAGCAAAUGCAAAGGCAGCGCAAAGCAAACAUCUCGUCUAGGGUCCAACAGCACGAAGGAGAAAUGUGUGACCUCGAGGAGGAAGCAACAAGGGUCGACUGGGACAAGAUUGAGGAUUUGGACACAAGCAGGGAAAUCAUAGUCCUUGAUGACGGACGCCACUGCCACUACUGCAAAAAGUGUGAUAAGACUUGUAUUCCAGCUUGUGGAGUUUUCCACAAGGCUGCAGUUGCUCCAGUAAAGGAAGGGGAAAGUGUAGGUGAGACGAUACUGGGAGUUGUUGAAAAAGUUGGUGCCCUUGGGUCGGCACUUGGCUUUCUUAGUGUGCCGGUGAGGUUGGCCUCUGCUGCAGUUUCAAUAUGCGCCGAGAUUGGGAGGACAAUCAUGUUUCUUAUUCAGACCAAGAAGUCAAAAGAAAAAACGGAGGGCUUGCACGCCAGUGAGGGCAGAAAUAAGUGCACAAAAUGCGACCAUUUACUAUUAGAUCAUGAAGUUAGAGACAAGGUCAUGGCCAAAGAUGCUACUUGGGAUCAGAAAAUGAAUCUGCUCAAGAAAUUGAAGUAUGAAGAAAUCAUGGGGAAAAAAUCUGAUCUCGAGGCGAAGAUUGCAUCAUGCAAGGCGGAAUUAGAGUCAAUAAACAAGCAGAAGAAACAAGAUGAUGGCACGCUUAAAGCCUAUGAGAGAGAAAUUAAAAAACUCAGGAUGGGGAAGUAAAGUGCGAAAUAGUCACUUAGUACUGGAUCUGAGAUUUUAAAUUAUUUUUACAUAUGUUCAUAUGUAAAAAUAAUUAAAAAUCCGCUCAGUUACUGCCACCAAUUUGCUGGUUGUUCAUGCGCUGACAUUUGUAGUUGCCGGCCGUUUCAGUUUUCCCUUUGGUCUUUUGUUACACGUUUGUAUGUAAUUAAGAUAAUGCUUUUGCUCUUCUCUGUCCAUUUAUGUGAUUAGUUCUCGGACAGUAAUUGAAGUUAUCGAGCCAAUGACCACAUGCAAGCCAAGGUACUAAUUAUGGUUGUAUUCUUUCUGCUGUUGAAGUAAAGGUCUUUAUUAUGCUCA